Messenger RNA from Didymodactylos carnosus, 1587 nucleotides. Lineage: Eukaryota; Metazoa; Rotifera; Eurotatoria; Philodinida; Philodinidae. The record is from the annotation of a GenBank genome assembly.
AUGAGAACAACCGUGCAUUGCGAAGAAUAUCUUGAUACCAUUGAGAACACACGUCCAAGUGUCUUCGUUUGGUUAGUGACCCUUGUCGUUGCCGGUGUCGAUGGAUUUUUAUUUGGUUAUGAUACUGGUGUCAUUAACGGAGUCUUGGUUACGAUCAAUAAUGAUCUUGGCUUUGAACUCGGAGAUUCAAAUAAACAAUUACUCACCUCAAUUAUUUCAGCUGGUGCAUUAAUUUCUGCAUGCGUGGCUGGAUAUGUAGCUGAUCGGUGGGGUAGAAAAGCAGUCCUGUGGUACUCAACAAUUGUAUUCACUAUUGGAUCAUUACUGCAAGCUGUUUCAUGGCAUUUUGCUCAAAUGGUCGUUGGUAGAUUCAUCGUAGGUAUUGGUGUUGGCGCAGCUGCCAUGGUAGUACCACUGUACAUUGCCGAACUGGCGCCCACUCGAUUUCGGGGUCGUCUAGUCGUUAUUGACGUGCUGUGUAUCACUGGAGGCCAACUUAUUGCAUAUGGUAUAGAUGCAGCCUUUGCCAAUGUAAAAUAUGGAUGGCGUUUCAUGGUCGGUCUCGGUGGUGUGCCUUCGUUCUGUUUAUUCUUUAUACUUCCUAUUCUUCCAGAAACUCCUCGUCAUCUAGUUCGAUGUGGAAGGAUCGAUGAAGCAAAGAAAGUUAUUCGGCGGACAUUCCCUAACGGUAAUGAAGAUAUGAUACAGAGGAAAAUAAAUAUUUUAGUAGCAGUCAAUACGCUUGCUGCUGAAUUUAGAAAAUCAUUGAAGUCGACGUUAGUCGAAAUGUACUGCAAAGGUGAAAACCUUCGUGCUCUGAUCGUGGCAUGUGGAAUCAUGGCUACUCAACAAUUCAGCGGUUUUAACACAUUGAUGUACUACUCGUCUACGAUCUUUAAAAGUAUUGGAUGGUCAUCCCCUAUCGGAGUUGGUACAACUAUUGCAGCAACCAACUUUUUGUUCACUUGCGUCUCACUGAAGUACAUUGACAUUGUCGGUCGUCGAAGAAUGCUCAUUUACACGAUGUGGGGUAUGACAGUUGGUCUUAUCGGUGCAGCUAUCGGAUUUCACUACAUUCCCAAAGAUUCCUUGGGAAACAUCAUCGUCACUUUUGGAGCUCCAUCUACAGGUGCAAUUAUCGUUCUCGUUUGCAUGCUCUUCUUCGUUGCCUCCUAUGCUACCGGUCUCGGAAACGUUCCAUGGCAGAACAAUGAAUUGUUUCCACUUAGUGUUCGUGCGUUGGGUACUACUAUGAUGACGGCAUGUAAUUGGGGACCAAAUUUGAUUGUAUCUAGUACUUUUCUCAGUUUAAUGAACGCAAUUACUCCGUCUGGUGCAUUCGGAUUAUACGCAGGGAUUUGUUUCGUCGGAUGGAUUGCUGCCAUAUUAUUCUUUCCUGAAGUAUCGGGUAUGCCAUUGGAAGAUAUCCAGCAAGUGUUCAAGCACGGCUUUGGAGUACGUUAUGCUGAGAAAUUGCGUAAAGAACGAAAAGUUAUUGACAGAAAAAAUGCACAAAAUAUGCAACCUCCUGUGACAUACAUCAGUCAGAUACAGGAUACAGGAUUACGGCGUUCAACAUUAACAUAG